AUGGGUAAUACAGCUUCGGCGAAACAGGUCGCUGAUCAGGUGGCUUAUGGAAUCAUCGCCUGCGUCACCGUCGGCGUGCUCAUCGUCAUGGUGUACAUGUGCAUUUUUGGACAACGCUUGAAGGCCACUGGUGUCCGUUGGCACGUGCUGAAUUGUAGUGUGUGGGGUAUAUUGCAUCUGAUCUCGUACUGUUCGUUCGCCGAAAAGGCCCCGUGGCCCAACUACAUUACUAACCAAAACUGGCGAGACACUGCGAAGCAAGUGGAGUGCCUGACCCGAUCCAUCUUCCCAGCUGGUAUGGUUUUCGUCUAUUUGGAGCAAAUCAUCUUGACUCUUGCACCGAAAUUGGCCAACUCCAUCAUUUUCAACGCCGUCUUCUUCGUACUUCUUGUCCCAUGGCUCAACGGUCUCAUGAUCUUCUUGUACUAUGCUCAUUACAUGGACGUUGUGUGGUGGUACGAGCCAGCUGAUCUCUUCAACCUGGCCACCUAUCUCCUUUUCGUCACAUUCACUUUCAUCUACUUCCUCUUCUGUCUGUUCGGAACUUGUCUUUGCUGCGCUACAAUGGCUUCCAAGAAACAGUCAUCGCGCACGACCGGAACCUUCGCCGACAUGUGGCUCCUGUUCCCAUAUGGUCUUGUCCCAUCUAUCAUGUAUGGUCCGUCGUUUGGAAUGACUUCUGUCAGUUUUGCAAUGCAACAUCUUCUCACCUGGGUUCUGGAGAGUGGUCUGCUCAGCGGAGGCGGUGGCAGCUCUAGUGGAGACAGUAUGAUCGAUAUGAAUCUUCUGAUGCAAGUAGCCACUAAUGCCAUCCUCGCCAUGCCCUGGUUCGUGCUCCUUUUCCCAUUGGUUCAAUCGGUUUUGGCGCUGGUCUGCUUGAGAAUGUUCCGGGAGCAGUUCUUCUUCAUGGUCUCCUGCGGUCGCUUUUUCGAGGGCAAACACCAUAAGAUUGGAAUGACCAAGGACGAAUGGAAUGUGACUUCAAUUGGACCACCGCCCCUCUAUCCCAUCUCGGCACCGUCUGAAAAGCAAGAGGCUUGA
Messenger RNA from Caenorhabditis briggsae, 1041 nucleotides. The transcript is spliced from 6 exons. The record is from RefSeq and is a predicted model, not a curated record. The coding region runs from base 1 to 1041 and encodes 346 amino acids. NCBI's taxonomy places the organism in Eukaryota, Metazoa, Nematoda, Chromadorea, Rhabditida, Rhabditidae.